UUAUUGAGUUAAAUAUCGGGUAUUUUGAUAAUUGAUUAAUUAGUUUGAGGUUUGUUUUCAGAAAAAAGUCUAAAUUAUCUGUUUUCUGCCCGUUAAAUGUGAAUAUUUUCUGUUUUCUUUCCUCCUAUAUGACAGUAAAAUGAAUGUUUUUGUGAUGUAAACAAACACUGAUUGAUAUUAUUCACAAUUUUCUGACGUUUCAUUCCCCAAACGACCAAUUGACUACUUGAGAAGAGAGUGGACAGAUUAAUCAACAGGGAAGAUAGAUGGAUGGAUAGAUAGAUACAUGGAUGGAUGGAUGGAUGGAUAGAUAGAUACAUGGAUGGAUACAUGGAUGGAUGGAUAGAUAGAUACAUGGAUGGAUGGAUGGAUAGAUACAUGGAUGGAUGGAUAGAUACAUGGAUGGAUGGAUAGAUAGAUACAUGGAUGGAUAGAUACAUGGAUGGAUGGAUGGAUAGAUACAUGGAUGGAUGGAUAGAUAGAUACAUGGAUGGAUACAUGGAUGGAUGGAUAGAUAGAUACAUGGAUGGAUGGAUGGAUAGAUACAUGGAUGGAUGGAUAGAUACAUGGAUGGAUGGAUAGAUAGAUACAUGGAUGGAUAGAUACAUGGAUGGAUGGAUGGAUAGAUACAUGGAUGGAUGGAUAGAUAGAUACAUGGAUGGAUGGAUGGAUAGAUACAUGGAUGGAUGGAUGGAUAGAUAGAUACAUGGAUGGAUGGAUGGAUAGAUACAUGGAUGGAUGGAUGGAUAGAUACAUGGAUGGAUGGAUGGAUAGAUAGAUACAUGGAUGGAUGGAUGGAUAGAUACAUGGAUGGAUGGAUGAUAGAUAGAUAGAUACAUGGAUGGAUGGAUGGAUAGAUAGAUAGAUACAUGGAUGGAUGGAUAGAUGGAUGCAUGGAUGGAUGGAUGGAUAGAUGAUGGAUGGAUAGAUACAUGGAUGGAUGGAUGAUUGAUGGAUAAAUAGACAAUAGAUGGACAGAUAGAUGGAUAGACAGAUACAUGGAUGGAUGGAUAGAUGAACAGAUGGAUGGAUAGAUGAAUAGAUAGAUAGAUGGAUAGAUGCUUCAUUAAUUCUGAGGGAAAUUCAGAACAUCUUCCUCGUCAUUUGCAGCCCUACCAAGCGAACCGUGUAUUGAUUGUUAAUAAUCUGUAUUGCCUCACGUUGUCACCCAUGUAUCUGUUCACUGAAGCCCGUUCUCCAAUGCUGUUUUCUCCUCUCUACCACAUUGACCGCCGCUUGCUCCCAACAAUGUUGAUGUUGACCAGGAACCUGCUGGUCCCCAGGUGUACCUGCUGAGUAUGAGCCUGACUACAGAGCCCUCUAACGAUGGUCCCACUGUUACAGAAGAGAACAAAAUGACCGCAGUCGAGAAGAAGGACAAGAAGCCAGAUGACGUGCCGGAGGAAGAGGAGGAAGAGGAAGAGUACGUGGUGGAAAAGGUCCUGAAUCGGCGAGUGGUGAAAGGCAGAGUAGAGUACCUCCUCAAGUGGAAAGGCUUCUCUGAUGAAGACAACACGUGGGAGCCUGAGGACAACUUGGAUUGUCCAGAUUUGAUUGCAGAAUUCCUGCAGUCCCAGAAAACGGCGAACGACGGAAAGAGGAAGGCAGCCGGAGACGGAGAAGGAGAUGAAAGUAAAUCAAAGAAGAAAAAAGAUGAUACAGAGAAGCUGAGGGGCUUCGCUCGAGGUCUGGAUCCAGAAAGGAUUAUUGGUGCCACAGAUUCCACAGGAGAGCUCAUGUUCCUCAUGAAAUGGAAAAAUUCCGAUGAAGCCGACCUUGUGCCGGCCAAAGAGGCCAACGUGAAGUGUCCGCAGGUGGUCAUCUCCUUCUACGAAGAGAGACUCACCUGGCACUCGUAUCCGUCAGAGGAUGAGAAAAAGGACGACAAAAACUAACGGCGGGCGAAGGGGAAAGGGGAAAGGAAACUGUAGUUUUGAAUUUCAUUGUACUUUCAGCGGGGGUUUUGACGGCGGGAGGGCAUGAAGGGGGGCCGAGACAAGCAAGACACCAUCGGACUCAUUUGUCUUUUAGUGUAGUAUCACUCAUCUGAUUCUACUUUUAUCUGGAUAUAAACUAAAUGUAUAUAUGCUUCAGGUUCGCUCCAAUGAAAUGUAAAGCGGCGCAGUGUUAAUUUUCAGUAUCCACUCCGCUCUCAUUUCACAGCUCGGUCAGUGCUCGGUCAUCUUGCUAUGACAUCGUAUCAGUGAGGUGAUGUUUUUAUUUCUUUACAGUGCCAUUUUUAAAAGAAGAAAAAAAAAAGAAGAGAAAACCUUGGUGCUUUCAAAGGCAAAACUGUACAUUAUUAGCCGUUUCAAUCAUGCCCGUUUGGUGUACGGAUACGAUUUCUGUGCUUAAUUUGUCCACUAGUAAUCUUUGUAGUGUUUUUCAUUAUGUCUUGCUUGUCGGUUUUGGAGAAUAAACCACUUUUUGUUACA
Molecule: messenger RNA, 2435 nt
Organism: Acanthochromis polyacanthus (spiny chromis)
Lineage: Eukaryota; Metazoa; Chordata; Actinopteri; Pomacentridae
Gene: cbx1b
Product: chromobox homolog 1b (HP1 beta homolog Drosophila)
Exons: 5
Coding region: 1299-1895 (198 amino acids)
Biological process (GO): negative regulation of transcription by RNA polymerase II; chromatin organization
Cellular component (GO): nucleus; pericentric heterochromatin
Molecular function (GO): chromatin binding
Source: RefSeq, a predicted model, not a curated record